AUGUCGGUGUAUUCAUAUGAAAACCAAUUGGGUAUGGAACCAAUUGCUGAAUACAAGGAAUUCAGCCGCCGCAUGACCAAAGAGAAAGCUCCCUUGGCCUCCCAGCAAUGGUCGCAGGUGGACUUUUCAAGUGCCGUCAACAAGACCACAACAGCAUAUAGCAUUAUAGGUCUGACAACGGCACUCAUCAAGAAAAGAUCGAAUGAAUCUUGUGAGGAUGUACUGCUGGAUGACCCGGAAGACGAGGCUAACACAGUAGUGGUGGUAACUCUGAAUUUUGACUAUGGUCUGGUUUUUGCAGAUAAUCUCCACCACUGUAAGGCCGGCAUGUGUUGGACAAGUGGAGAAGAUGAUGAGACAAGAUUGCCGCUUUUGAACAUUGUCCAUGUUAACUUAAAAACAAAAAGUCCACAGAAGAUGAUGUUGAUCGACCGCUGCUCAUUGAAUACAAUGACGAUGGCUUUGCUGAUCGACAUCAUCAAAUUGGCGAAUAAAAACAAAUCACGUGAAACAUUUUGUGGGUGUUUGAACGGCUUCAAGACGGCGGGCACAGUGCUAAAAGUUGUCGGUGCAUCAUGGCAAAAGACCCGGAUUGGGACAUAUAUUCUAAUUGGUGCUGGUUUGCUGGUCAUUGGUGCUUUCUUUAUUGGCUACAUUGAGAGGCCCGAAUACGAUGGCACCUACUGUGCCACAGCAUUUUGGACCAAACAGGUUGGCUUCCAAAUUGAGUAUUGGAAGCAACAAAAUGAUCUUCUUAACAUUCCAAAGGGUGCAGCAAGAAUAUGCUACAAGGAUUCCAUCUAUGAAAAUGGCUGGGCUCAGAUCGAAAUAGAAACGCAACGUUCGUUUCCCGAUUGGGUUCAGGCCUAUGGUGCUGGUAUUAUUGAGGGAUCAUUAACCUGGCAUCAAAUCUACAAUCAAUGGCUAAACACCAUACAUUCAUCAUGCGAACGCGAUGAAGAUGCUCAAAACUUUUGCACCUGGCUGCGGGAUUUGCUAACCGAAAAUUUUCACAAAAUCAAAGAGACCGCCAGCUUGCGGCAAGACCAUGAACAUUAUUGGCAUCAAAUAAAUUUGUUCAUUUUCCAACUGGAGGGCCUAGAGACCGGCUAUCGCCAGGGAGCGAAGAGAGCCCGCUCCGAUCUGGAAGAGGAAAUACCCUUCUCCGAUAUUCUCCUAAUGAAUGCAGCAGCCGACAUCCAGGACUUGAAAAUCUAUUAUGAAAAUUAUGUGCUUGGCAGUAGCAGCAGUAACGAAAAGUCAACAACGCAGAACGGUGAGAGUCAGCCGGCAACUGGGGCGGCGGCAGAAUCUACAGUGGCAAGCAAAAACUUCUUCCUGCCUAGUGCCACAAUGCUUACGAAAAUAUUCCCAUCCGAUGAUGCACCAAGCUGGCAGCUAUUAUUCGGUCAUAGUACUGCUGGAAGCUAUGCCUCCAUGCUUAGAAUACAGAAACGCUACAAAUUCCAUUAUCAUUUUGGCCCCAACCAAAGGACCAAUACCGUUCCCGGUGUGGAUAUCACUUUUACCGGUUAUCCGGGCAUUUUGGCAUCCACAGAUGAUUUCUACAUUGUCAAAGGGCGACAAGUGCAAUCGAUAGUUGCCGGUGUGGCUAUGAAAAACGAGAACUUGGAUUUGUGGAAAUCAGUUAACAUAAAUCAGGCAGUGCCCUUGUCGGCUCGAGUUAUGGCCGCCAAUCGUAUAGCCCAAAACCGUCGCACCUGGGCCAAGGCCAUGACCAAGCACCCUUAUACCGGCUCCAAACAAUGGAUCACCAUAGACCUGAAUAAACUAGCUCCCUUGGAUAAGCUUUACCAGAGUCUGGCCGAAGAUGAAAUUUUGGACGAUAGACCUGCUGCCUUGGAUCCCAACGAUGAGGCAGUCAUCUCUGAGCGCCAUAAUCGGAACAAGGGUCUGGUGUGGAUUGCAGAACAAUUACCGGGGCGAAUGCAUAUGAAGGAUGUUAGCGAGAGAUUUUUAAAUGACAAUACCACAGCGUGGCUAGCAAAUGGGGUGCCUUACUUCGAUGAAUUGCUGGAGGUGAGCAAUGUCAAUGAGGAUCCCUACCCCAAUGACUUGUUGCCUGCGGACAAUGAGGAGCUCACCAACCUGGAGGCUGUGGAUAAAUUCUUAAGAAAUCACGCCUUUCGAGGAGACCUUUUGGGCGACGAAGAAUCUUUGGCUUAUGGCAACACAGACAUCAAAUUGUUUGCCUACAACUCUCGCUUGGGCAUUAGUGAUUACCAUGCAUUUGCUGGGCCAGUGUUCAUGCGCCUGCAACACAUGCAAGUUAGAUCCAUACCAGAGAAGUCUAUGUCCGAUGUGGAGGGCACCAUUAGCUCUUCGAUUCUCGACGAUCGAUUGAGUGUCAUCAUCGAUGAUGCCGCCGAGUUGGCGGAGAUGGAAAUGAUUACCGAACGCAGGCCAGUGCGAAAUGAUAUGCGGGCUAUAGCAAUGCGGCAAACUGGAGCAGGACCCUUUAAGUGGUCUUCUGUCUCGGACAAAAUCGCCGAUAUCGAACAUGCAGGCCACCCUGAUGAGUGGAACUUUGGCAAAGUUUCACCCAAGUGGGCCUGGUAGCUGGUAGCUGGGCUCUUCCAUCUCCUUACCAUUUCUAAGCAUCACGCGCAAUUACGUAGCAUAAGCAAAGCAAUAUUUUUUAUAAUAUUUUUUUAGUCAAUGCAAUUUUUUAGAGGAAUAUUUUGAGAAGGCAAAUUAAGAACCACCAAAUAAUGUUGUACGUUUUAUACAAAAACAUAAUCUACAAAGUCCCAAGCAGACCAGUUGGGAAAAAAUAUAAACUGGAGAAUUUUUAGGAAAUUUCUAACAAAUUUUAUAGCAUCAUCAAAAUUGUAUUACGUUUAUAGAUAUAUUACAAAAAACCCAAAAACCAUAUCAAGGAUUUACGCCAUUGUAUUUAUCAUCCUGUAACAAAAACUCUAUUUAUUGUCAAUAGUUUUAAUUGUGUGAUAGAACAAAAUCAUCGUUGUGCUUGUAAAUGAAAAGUUUUAAGUCUUCCAGUUUGUAGAGAAUAUUUAGCGUUUUUAUAUUCAAAUUAUUGUACAAUUAUAUUGAUACGUAUGUAUCUGUGAAAUAACGUACAACUAAAUGAACAAACAAUUUUUAGAAAAAAAUAUUUAUGACUUUUAAUUUUUGGGGCGUUUUUGGUAGACGCGUAAAACACCGCCCUAAGUUCAGCCGGCUCAAACUGUGGAUAAUCACUACGAGAGGUUUAUUACACAUUAAGUACGUUUUAUGAGUUUAAGACAAGAAGUACAGUAGGAAGAUCGACCUGUAUAGUAGCUACACAGAAAAAAAUAUCACAAACAUUUUUUUCAAUUAAAAAUUUAAUUGAAAUUAAAAAUCUUUCCUAUUAAAAACUAAUUUAAUCAAUAAUUUUUUUAA
Molecule: messenger RNA, 3405 nt
Organism: Stomoxys calcitrans (stable fly)
Lineage: Eukaryota; Metazoa; Arthropoda; Insecta; Diptera; Muscidae
Gene: lama
Product: putative phospholipase B-like lamina ancestor
Exons: 7
Coding region: 1-2580 (859 amino acids)
Biological process (GO): phospholipid catabolic process
Cellular component (GO): extracellular region
Molecular function (GO): glycerophospholipase activity
Source: RefSeq, a predicted model, not a curated record